Messenger RNA from Morone saxatilis (striped sea-bass), 1651 nucleotides. RefSeq names its product G protein-coupled receptor 61 (gene gpr61). Gene Ontology annotation, cellular component: signaling receptor complex; endosome; plasma membrane. The record is from RefSeq and is a predicted model, not a curated record. Gene Ontology annotation, molecular function: G protein-coupled receptor activity. The coding region runs from base 233 to 1651 and encodes 472 amino acids. Lineage: Eukaryota; Metazoa; Chordata; Actinopteri; Moronidae. Gene Ontology annotation, biological process: G protein-coupled receptor signaling pathway. The transcript has a single exon.
CAUAUUUGAGAAAGAAGGACAUCUUUACUAAAAGUUACAAGGAACUGAGUGAAACCUUUGUGAUUGUCUGCUGAGCUCCAGGUUAAAGUCUCCCGGGGUCAGGGCCUGUACAGCACAAGCUGCCAUGACAGACACCACCGCCUGAGCUUCUCAGUGACACCCUAUGACAGGGGAGGAUGGGUGAUGGGCCCGUGAAAUUCAGCGGACUCUCUCCUCCUUAUCCCAUGCUCUCAUGGAGCGUCCUGUCACACCGAGCCCCUCCUGGAACACUUCUCUCUCCGGCCUCCCCACGUUUCCAGCCUCACUGCACCCGAAUAUCUCUAACGUUACCCUGCCCAUCGCAAUCAUCCGAGGUGGGGUUGAUCUCAGCCUGUCCUUGGCGCUGUGUGCUAUGCUCAUCAUGGAUGUGCUGGCAGUUGUGGGGAAUCUGGCCGUGAUGAUUGUCAUCACCAAAACUCCGCAGCUGCGCAAGUUUGCCUUCGUGUUCCACCUCUGUCUGGUGGAUCUGCUGGCAGCGCUGGUGUUAAUGCCUCUGGGGAUGCUGUCAGACCGAAUCCUGGUGGACGAGGCGCUGUGUCGGAGCUACCUCUGCUUGAGUGUGUGUCUAGUCAGUGCUGCCAUUCUCACCAUAUGUGCCAUCAACGUGGAGCGCUACUACUACGUUGUCCACCCCAUGCGUCACGAGGUCAAGAUGACAGUGGGGGUGGUGGUGAUGGUACUCGUGGGAAUCUGGAUUAAAGCCAUUGUCAUGUCAGUGCUGCCUCUCCUGGGAUGGCUGCUUCAGGGGAACCAGGGUCUGGGGACUCCUUCAGUUCUCAUUCAUGGUCAGAGACACUGCUCCCUCCAAUGGAUGGGAGGCAGGACCACAAGGCUGCUUUUCAUGGUCUUCUUUACAUUCAUCUAUUUUCUGUGCCCCAUGCUGAUCAUACUGGUGGUCUACUGCAACAUGUUCAAGGUGGCACGAGUGGCGGCCAUGCAGCACGGCCCCCUCCCGACUUGGAUGGACACGCCGCGACAACGGUCCGAGUCCAUCAGCAGUCACUCCACCAUGGCAGCUAGCCUCGGUGGAACUGGUGCCCGCAACACCCCUCAAAGGACCUUCAGUGGCGGUAAGGCCGCGGUGGUCCUGGUGGCAGUGGGAGGCCAGUUCCUCUGCUGCUGGCUGCCAUAUUUCUCCUUCCAUCUCUACUCGGCCGUGGCGUCUACCACUCCCGCCUCCCUGGCCCAGCUGGAGGACGUAGUCACAUGGAUUGGCUAUUUUUGCUUCACCUCCAACCCCUUCUUCUACGGCUGCCUGAACCGGCAGAUUCGCGAGGAGCUGGGCCGCCACCUGGCCUGCCUUUUUAAGCGGGCUGGGCCCAGCGAAGCAGAGCAGCUGCCCAGCCGCGAGGCCUCUAUUGAGGAGAACUUUUUGCAGUUCCUUCAGGGCACUGGAUGCAAUCUGGAGCCCUGCAAUUCUCACAGCAGAGUCAGCCCAGAGGAGCCAGAGACUGAGGGCCUUCAGGAAUCAGCUGUUCAGCACAACACGCCAGCUGACUUCCACAUCCCAGGGCAGAUCCUUGAGGAAACCUCAGAGUUCAUACAGCGGCAACAGCUGAACAAUGAGCUACAUGUAUCAGACAACUGCUGCAAAACUGUACCAGAGCUGUAG